This is a messenger RNA of Dermacentor andersoni, 1740 nucleotides long. RefSeq names its product neprilysin-1-like. NCBI's taxonomy places the organism in Eukaryota, Metazoa, Arthropoda, Arachnida, Ixodida, Ixodidae. The record is from RefSeq and is a predicted model, not a curated record. Gene Ontology annotation, biological process: protein processing. Gene Ontology annotation, cellular component: plasma membrane. Gene Ontology annotation, molecular function: metalloendopeptidase activity.
AUGGGCGCCGCAGUCGACAAGUCUGGCGUCGCACAGAAGGCGUUGCGUUUCUACCGCAGCUGCAUGACCAGAACUGACAGGACUCAAGGUGACGCGGACGUCUUCGUCGCGUUUAUCCGGUCGCUUGGCUUGACCUGGCCCGAUAUGCCUCCGGGCAGCGUCAGCGCCAUGGGCACCAUAUUAGAACUGAACUACAGGCUGGCCUUGCCUCUUUGGUUCUCGCUCAGAGUCGUUCGUAGCGCCGCACAAAGCGGACGUCGCAGAUUAGUGCUCAAACCGUGCUGCCUAGGUCGGUUGAAGUUCAUCAUGUGGCGAAACCGGCAGACAGUCGAUAAGGGCCGCUACUUCGACUAUUGGGUGGCACACUUCGAGGCCCUGUUAGGGAGGAAGUCGCUCCCUAGAGAUCGCAACGAAGUCAAUGAUCUCGCCAGAGAAGAGGUACAGAUAACGGACAAGCUUGUGAAGCUUUCAGAUGUCUUCCCGAGCGUGCCACUUUUGCUUCAUUUCUCGGAUAUCGGCAGUCACACCAAGCAUGUAUCCUCGGACGAGUGGCUUACCCAGGUAAACAAAUAUAUCGCUGGCAGCGGGGGAGACCACGCGUUCACACCUGAAGAUGAAGUCCUCACUAGUGACGAAUCGGUGCUUUCAACCAUCGACGACUUGUUCAGCCACUACGCCAGGGAGAAACUCGUCGACCACUUGUCCUGGCAGCUCGUCCAAAUACACGCGUGGGUUGUCGACAGCACUUUGCUGGAGAUGUGGGGGCCGAAUUACUGGCACAUUUACGAGCCGAUUCUCUGCGCCAGGGAAACGGAGGGCGUCUACAGGCCCGCAAUCGCAGCGCUGUACGUUGGGCAGCGCGCGACACCUCAGGAGCGCAGCGAACUCGACGCUAACUUUACCGAUAUCAAGGACAUGGCCACUAAAAUGAUCGCCUCCUCCUCGUGGAUUGAUCAAGCGAGCAAGGAUGUCGCCAUCAAAAAACUUAGCGCAAUGUCAGUGGGUCUCUGGCCGCCUGAGCCCUUCUUCGGCCAAAGCGAGCUAGAAACCAUGUACGCUAACUUUCCCAAUGAGAACGCAACUACUACUUCGUGGGUGAGACUGUGGACCAGCACGCAGGAGCUGAUGCUAAGCCUCGCCGGCACUCCGCUUCAUGACGCCACGAUGAACAUGCGAUCCGCGUUGUUCCCUGUCCUAUUCGACUACGACUAUCUAGCGAACAGGGUCGACGUAGCCGUGAGCGCCCUCGAAAAGCCUCUGUAUUGUCCGCAAGGGACGCCGGGAAUGUAUUACGGGAGCCUGGCGUUUGCGUUUGCCCUUGCGAUGAUGAAGAUGCAGGAUCUGACCGGCAUAAAGUUGUACUCGAACGGAGGACUUGUUGAAGCCGGACGCUGGUCAUGGCUUUCGGACAGCACGGCGAAGGUCUACAAGCAAAAGAUCGAAUGUCUGGGCGAGGAGCCCAUCAGCUUGUCCGAUAUCGCAGCAUUCGAGGUUGUCCAGGCGGCAUUUUCUAGAGGGAUGUCCGAUUCCACGUCGCUCAUGCAGAUCAGCCGCGAAAUUGACGAGAAGAGGACAUUUUUCAUGGCUAUCUGUCUGCACAGUUGCUCAGUGGAGAAUCGUCGUUCGCCCACCACGAAUUGCAACGCACUGAUGCGGCAUUCGCGGGACUUUUCGGAAGUGUUUCACUGCAAGGUUGGUUCUCGCAUGAACCCUUUCAGCAAGUGCUCGUUCUUUAGGUAG